Messenger RNA from Blepharisma stoltei, 2618 nucleotides. The record is from the annotation of a GenBank genome assembly. Lineage: Eukaryota; Ciliophora; Heterotrichea; Heterotrichida; Blepharismidae.
AUGGAAGAAGAAGCAGAGCUCAUAAAAACUGGAUCUCUUUCAGAUCUUAGGUUAGACUUAGAUACUUAAUUUACUCAACUCAAAUCGGCCUUAAGUGUAUAAGGCAAAGAAGCCCUUUUUUCUCUCAGCUUGGUCACUCCCUCCGAUUGUGUGUACAGUCUGUCAACAAAUUUCGCUCCUUCUAGCCUCUGUGAAGCCAUUUGAAGCCCAGAAGUACUGGGAUUACUACAGCUUGGCAAGUUACCCCGCUCUAUCCGACUUUCCUCCAGGGUCUGUUCGACCUAAGUGUUCUUCCUUUAUCAGGCAGUGGAAAGAGGUAAAGCAAGAUUUCUGUAGGAUGCGAAGUAAGAAAACUUUAGCCAUUUCUUCCUUAUCAGACAGAAAUGCACGUGCAAAAAACCUGACCCUAUAAUAACAAAAUUUGGGUGAGGGAGAUGGAAUUCACGGAAUGAAUUCUCCUCUCAUCCAAGCUAUUUAUUAUUAUGGAUCUCAUUCAGGUCAGUUUCCUGAGAAUCUUAUCAAAAUUAAAACAAAAGAACUCGAGAUUCUUAGAGCAGAGCUUGCUUUACUUUUGCAGGAAUACAAUCUUCUUAAAAAUAAGCAAAAGCCUGAAGCGCACUUCAUAAGUGAAAUUCCAAAACCUCAGGAAUUAUUAGAAACAAAGCACUCAAUUGAAAGCUCUCCAAACUCAACUAAUUCAAUCAAGAAUGAAGAAGACAAAGUAGAAAAACUCAAAAGAAAAAUUGGGCAAACGACAUUUGGUAAGCUCUAGCUAGAUUCUCUAACUUCUACCAGUAAAUAAUCGCGAAAAUAUUUUUUUCAUGAUAUAUUAAUUUUCUAUUUUACUAUAGUAUUUUAUUUUUAAUAGAUCACUAUUGACCAUCCAUUUUAAUUUUAAAAAUAAAUUUAAAGCACAAAUAAAAAUGAUAAAUCUUUCUUUUAUGGCUUUGAGACGCUUAAUCAGACUGAGAAUAUAUGACGCAAGUUUCUUGAACCAUAAAUUUAUGGUUGGUAUGUUGCUUAUCAUAGCUAUCUAUUAUGGUGGUUAAAAUAUAUAUUUAUUUUAAGAUUAGUAUUCAAUUAGCAAUAAUUAUUUUAUUAUAACAAUUUAUUAAAUGCUAGUUUUAAAAAAAAAAAUAAGAAAUAGAAAGAGUAAGAGAAGUUUUCUUGAUGUAUUCUGGCGUUCAGAAUUAUUUGCUAGUUGAUAAGCUUGAAAGCAUGCUUUUUAAUCGGUUUCUUGCUGAUUUUAAUCUUUAUAACUCUUUAGUCACAAAAGCGCAGGCUGAUGUAUAUUUCUUUAAAGGGCUCAAAGGAGGAAGAUCAAUCAAUUUUUGGAGGUUCGUAGAGAUUUUAAUAAAAUUAGCAAAAAUUGAUUAUCCAGACAAGGAGAAAUAUAAAGCACUUCAAGACUAUGCAACUGAAAAGAUAGAGCCUAGGCUUAACAAUGAAAAAGAUAAGGCCAAGAUUAAAAGGCUCCAUGAGAUUUAUUUAUCACAAGAAGUCAAAGGAUUUAUUAAUGCAAAUAAAGGGCUACUUGAGGAUAUUUAUGAAAGAUAUAAAAGUAGUGAUGUAGUUCAUGCGAAUAGAAUGAGAAUCCAAGGAUUUGUAAAUUUAUUAGCUAACUCUCUCCUUUAAAAUAAACUAUUCCAAUUUAUAGGGUUAUUAAUUUUUUUCUCGAAAUAAGAAUUAUGAUAAAUUUCUCAAAAAUAUUAUCGAUUUAAAGUACAACUUUGUUUUAGUAGUACUCCCUCAUUAAAUAGAGCAUGCAAUAGGAAAAUUUUUGAUUUAGUGAUAUUAAAUGGGUAUGUAUGCUCUAAACAUAGAAAUUAUUAUUUUAGCUUACUCCCCCCCGCCCUCCGUGAGUGAACAAAACCAUUAGAAAAAUCGCUAUUUUUUGCCCAAAAACCCACCCUCCGUGAGUGAACAAAAAAAUUUUUUAAUAGAAAAAAUUUUGAUAUAUAAAUGAUAAUUAUUAUAAUAAAAUCUCAAGCUAAUUCUGUUUAAUUUUAAACAAAUUGCGUUUUAAAACAUAAAUUUUAUAAAUUAAAUUAAUUUUUGCUUUCCAAUUUUUAUAGAAGUGAGAUUUUUUUAAAUUUCUAAAAAACAAAUUUAUAAAAAAUUGAUAUAUAUAAAUUGUUUAAAAAAAAAAAAAUUAACCUCCGUGAGUGAACAAAAUUUUUUUGUUCACUCACGGAGGGGGGGGGAGUUAAGAAUUAAAAUAUUUCAAUUCAAAAGUGUUAAUAUACCAUAAAAUUGAAAUUUUACCAGUAUUGCGUUUUCAAAUUCAAGAUUGGAGGAAUAAGUAUGAAUUUAUCCCGAGCCAUAUUUCAAGCCCACUUGCUGCUUUAUUAUUUAGAUCAGUCCCUUCAACUUUACUAUUUAAUGAUUCUCUUCUAUACGAAGGUUUUGUGGAAGCUUGUGUAUAUGUUGCCUUAGAAAUAUAUGAGGGCCCUCAAUUUAGUUCUUUUGGAUUAUCCCCUGCUCAGUGCUUAAAGACAUGGAUUGAUUACUUGAUACCUCGCUUUGAAGAAUAUAUAGAAGUUUCUAGUAAGGAAAGCAAGCCUAAAGAAUCCAGCCCAAAGUUGAAAGAAAAUGGAGAGAAGUCUGCAGAAGUUUAA